AUGCCAGGGGUCGAGGCUCGAGGCUCGAGGCCAGAGGGCCGAGCUCCGAGGUUCGAGGGCCGACGACCGAGGAUCGAGUACCCAGGGUCGACUGCCGAGGAUCGAGAACCGAGCGCCGCCCAGCCCAGGAGCCUGCACCCGCCGCCGCCAGCCGCGGGAGACCCCAGGGAGGCGGUGCUCGGCAGGGACCUGCAGGUCCGCCACGUCGUGCUCCAGGCCGCCCACGGCGCCCUGCAGCUGGAGCACGAGGCGCUGCGGCAGAGGGCCGCCGAGCUGGAGCGGCGGGAGCGGGAGAUGGAGAAGACCUGGCAGGCGGCGGCGUGGUCGAG
Messenger RNA from Prorocentrum cordatum, 329 nucleotides. Lineage: Eukaryota; Dinophyceae; Prorocentrales; Prorocentraceae. The record is from the annotation of a GenBank genome assembly.